Messenger RNA from Melospiza melodia melodia, 2664 nucleotides. RefSeq names its product frizzled class receptor 8 (gene FZD8). Gene Ontology annotation, biological process: canonical Wnt signaling pathway; non-canonical Wnt signaling pathway. The transcript has a single exon. NCBI's taxonomy places the organism in Eukaryota, Metazoa, Chordata, Aves, Passeriformes, Passerellidae. Gene Ontology annotation, cellular component: plasma membrane. The record is from RefSeq and is a predicted model, not a curated record. Gene Ontology annotation, molecular function: Wnt-protein binding; Wnt receptor activity. The coding region runs from base 16 to 2025 and encodes 669 amino acids.
CGCGCGCCGCCGAGCAUGGAGUGGAGUUACCUGUUGGAAAUCACCUCGCUGCUCGCCGCCCUGUCCCUGCUGCAGCGCGCCGGCUGCGCCGCCGCCUCGGCCGCAGCCGCCGCGUCCUCGUCCUCCUCCUCGGCGAAGGAGCUGUCGUGCCAGGAGAUCACCGUGCCCCUCUGCAAGGGCAUCGGCUACAACUACACCUACAUGCCCAACCAGUUCAACCACGACACGCAGGACGAGGCCGGGCUGGAGGUGCACCAGUUCUGGCCGCUGGUGGAGAUCCAGUGCUCCAGCGACCUGCGCUUCUUCCUCUGCAGCAUGUACACCCCCAUCUGCCUGGAGGACUACAAGAAGCCGCUGCCGCCCUGCCGCAGCGUCUGCGAGCGGGCCAAGGCCGGCUGCGCCCCGCUCAUGCGCCAGUACGGCUUCGCCUGGCCCGACAGGAUGCGCUGCGACCGCCUCCCCGAGCAGGGCAGCCCGGACACGCUCUGUAUGGACUACAACCGCACGGACCUCACCACGGCCGCGCCGCCGCCCGCCAAGCCCCCGCUCCGCGGCUCCAAGCCCGGCACCGCCGCUAAGGCGCCCCCCGCCGCCCCGCCGGCCGAGGCUCCGCGCAAGCCGCGGCCGCCGCCGCCCUGCGAGCCGGGCUGCCAGUGCCGGGCGCCCAUGGUGUCGGUGUCCAGCGAGCGGCACCCGCUCUACAACCGCGUCAAGACGGGGCAGAUCGCCAACUGCGCCCUGCCCUGCCACAACCCCUACUUCAGCCCCGACGAGCGCGCCUUCACCGCCUUCUGGAUCGGACUCUGGUCCGUGCUCUGCUUCCUCUCCACCUUCGCCACCGUCUCCACCUUCCUCAUCGACAUGGAGCGCUUCAAGUACCCCGAGCGCCCCAUCAUCUUCCUGGCCGCCUGCUACCUCUUCGUGUCCCUGGGCUACCUGGUGCGGCUGGUGGCGGGCCACGAGAAGGUGGCGUGCAGCGGCGGCGCGGGCGCGGGCGGCGCGGGGGCCGGGGCGGCGGGGGCCGGCGGCGGCGCGGCGGCGGGGGCGGCGGCGGCGGGGGGGCGCGGCGCGGCGGGCGGCGCGGCCGAGCUGCAGCCGGAGCUGGCGGUGGCCGAGCACGUGCGGUACGAGAGCACCGGCCCGGCGCUGUGCACCGUGGUCUUCCUGCUCGUCUACUUCUUCGGUAUGGCCAGCUCCAUCUGGUGGGUCAUUCUCUCCCUCACCUGGUUCCUGGCGGCGGGCAUGAAGUGGGGCAACGAGGCCAUCGCCGGCUACGCGCAGUAUUUCCACCUGGCCGCCUGGCUGCUCCCCAGCGUCAAGUCCAUCGCUGUGCUGGCGCUCAGUUCCGUGGACGGGGACCCCGUGGCCGGCAUCUGCUACGUGGGCAACCAGAGCCUGGAGAACCUACGGGGCUUCGUGCUGGCGCCUCUGCUCAUCUACUUGGCCAUCGGCUCCAUGUUCCUGCUCGCCGGCUUCGUCUCGCUCUUCCGUAUCCGCAGCGUCAUCAAGCAGCAGGGUGGCCCCACCAAGACCCACAAGCUGGAGAAGCUGAUGAUCCGCCUGGGCCUCUUCACCGUGCUCUACACCGUGCCGGCCGCCAGCGUGGUGGCCUGCCUGUUCUACGAGCAGCACAACCGGCCCCGCUGGGAGGCCACGCACAACUGCCCCUGCCUGCGGGACCAGCAGCCCGACCAGGCCCGCCGCCCCGACUACGCCGUCUUCAUGCUCAAGUACUUCAUGUGCCUGGUGGUGGGCAUCACCUCGGGUGUCUGGGUCUGGUCCGGCAAGACCCUGGAGUCCUGGAGGGCCCUGUGCACCCGCUGCUGCUGGGCCAGCAAAGGCGCUGCCGUGGCCGGGAGCGCGGGGCCGGGGGCAGGGGGACAGGCGGUGAUCACCGCGGCAGGAGGGCUCGGGGCCGGAGGUGGCGGCUCGCUCUACAGCGAUGUCAGCACCGGCCUGACUUGGAGAUCAGGCACCGCCAGCUCUGUCUCCUAUCCCAAGCAGAUGCCCCUGUCUCAAGUGUGAGGAGGGGGAAAGAGGCCAAAGGUUAGGGAAUGAGGGACACUGGCCUGCCUAAAAUGCCUCCUCACUGUUUGGUGCCAUUAAUGAACCCCUAAUGGUCCUUAUUAGCCACAGCUUGUAUAGAACAAUGCAGCUGGCAGAGGCCCCAGGCUCCAGCCCCCUCCUCCUUCCCCUCCAUUCAUAUGCAGGGAGCAUGUACUUCAAGGAGCCAGCUUAUUAUUUUGCUGGCAGAGGAGGGUAGAGGCUCACCCGUGUCUUGCAGAGGGCAAGGCACAGCAGCUUCUGAAUCACUCUGGACUAACAGCAGCUCUUUACUCUUUAUGGGAGAGAGGGUCUUCCUCCCCCCGUCCUGAGGUGGGAGUCUGCUGGGGACUGCAGGUUUUUGGGAUGUGGAUGACCAGGCAAAUGCCUUACAAUAUUGACUGAAUCAAAAAAUGUCUUAAUUAUACACCCCAGCUAAAUACGGGUUUCCUACAUUAAAGGAUGUAUUUAUAUAAUUAUUUGUUACCUUGUACAGAUGUGUAAAAUAUGUAUAUAUCCAAAGCUAUACAGUCUGUAAAUUUUUUUGUAAAAAUUUAGAGGCUACCCCUGUAAGAGCAAAUAUGAGUAUUCUAUUUUGUCAAUAAAAUGACUUUUGAUAAA